AUGUCGAGAACCGCCAGUACCUUGCUUUGCCGCGCUGCGCCAGCGCUCCGUCUCGCCGCACUGCAACCAGCUCGUUCACCAUGCCUGCGCCGAGGAUAUGCUCAAGAGACACCGUUCCCGAAGCCACAGAAACUGAAGGGCGUCCUCAAGCCUUUGAAGCAAUUCUUAGUUACGCCUACAGUGGGCACCGAGUUUCCAGAGGCGAAUCUCGUUCAGAUGCUGAACGCACCCAACUCGGAUGAGCUUCUCAGAGACCUCGCCAUCACGAUCGCGCGACGUGGAGUCGUCUUCUUCCGCAAUCAGAACGACAUGACCAACGAUCUCCAGAAGCAGCUCAUCCAACGUAUGGGUGAGCUAGUGGGAAAGCCGAAGGAGUCGACCCUGCACAUACACCCCGUACUCAACCCCAACACCCCGAUGGGUGGCAACGACUUGCACAUCAGCACCAUCAACUCCCGUCAGCGAAUCAUGGCCCACGGCAAGGCCGUACCUCGUGACCUAGGAAAUGUAAGACAGGCGCUUGAGUCGUGGCACAGCGACAUCCAGUCCGAGCAGGUGCCUUCCGACUACACAUGCUUGAGACUUGUGGAGCUACCCACCUGUGGAGGAGACACAUUGUGGGCAUCUGGAUAUGAGGUCUAUGACCGCAUUAGCGAGCCCAUGCGGAAGAUGCUUGAAGGGAAGACGGCAAACUACACCGCACCAUUCUUCGAACGGAUCAUCAAGAACUCGAAGCUCCAGGUCUACACAGAGGCGCGUGGCCACCCCGAGAACACCGGUAACCCUCUGAAGGCCGUACACCCGGUCAUCCGCACAAACCCCGUCACCGGGUGGAAGAGUGUCUUCUCCAUUGGUGCAUACCCCGAGUCUAUCAACGGCCUGACUCAGCCAGAGAGCGACAUGAUCCUGAACUGGCUGAUGGACAUGGUACUCCGCAACCACGAUCUGCAGUGCCGCUUCAGGUGGCAAGGUCCAAACGACAUGGCCAUCUGGGACAACCGCAGCAUGGUGCACAACGCGACCAUGGACUACGACGAUCACGGCAACCGCUUCGGAUACCGCGUGUGCGGUAUUGGAGAGAAGCCCUACUUCGACCCCAACAGCAAGUCGAUGCGCGAGGCGUUGGCGGAAGAGGCGAAGGAGGAGUCUUCAUGA
Messenger RNA from Alternaria ethzedia, 1155 nucleotides. RefSeq lists its product as uncharacterized. Gene Ontology annotation, cellular component: cytoplasm. Gene Ontology annotation, molecular function: 2-oxoglutarate-dependent dioxygenase activity. The record is from RefSeq and is a predicted model, not a curated record. The transcript is spliced from 4 exons. Lineage: Eukaryota; Fungi; Ascomycota; Dothideomycetes; Pleosporales; Pleosporaceae. Bases 1 to 1155 code for a protein of 384 amino acids.